Messenger RNA from Prionailurus viverrinus (fishing cat), 2119 nucleotides. RefSeq names its product glucosylceramidase beta 1 (gene GBA1). Gene Ontology annotation, biological process: glucosylceramide catabolic process. Lineage: Eukaryota; Metazoa; Chordata; Mammalia; Carnivora; Felidae. The record is from RefSeq and is a predicted model, not a curated record. The transcript is spliced from 11 exons. Bases 121 to 1863 code for a protein of 580 amino acids. Gene Ontology annotation, molecular function: glucosylceramidase activity.
AACUAAACCCGCAGGGUUGAUCGGGUGUCCAGCCACCGCCAGGACCUGCAUCCCUGUUUGUAUUUAGGGGACCCUCUGUCCUCCCGAGGCUCAGGAACCCUGCAGUGCCGUCACCUGGUGAUGGAGCGCUCGACUCCUCCCCGAGAGGAGCGCCCCGAGCCCCCAGGCCGGGGAGGCGUCUUGGCUGCCAGGCUCGUGGGCCUGCUUUUCCUUCAGGCGGUGCCGUGGGCCUCAGGUGCCCGCCCCUGCAGCCCUAAAAGCUUUGGCUACAGCUCGGUGGUCUGUGUCUGCAAUGCCACGUACUGUGACUCUCUCGACCCCCUGACCCUGCCCGCCCUCGGCACCUUCAGCCGAUACGAGAGCACGCGCAGCGGGCGCCGGAUGGAGCUGAGUCUGGGGCCCAUCCGGGCCAACCGCACGGGCACAGGGCUGCUACUGACCCUGCAGCCAGAUCAGAAGUUCCAGAAAGUGAAGGGGUUUGGAGGGGCCAUGACGGACGCCGCUGCCCUCAACAUUCUUGCCCUGUCACCCCCUGCACGGAAUUCGCUACUCAAAUCCUAUUUCUCUGAAGAAGGAAUCGAGUACAACAUCAUCCGGGUACCCAUGGCCAGCUGUGACUUCUCCAUCCGCAUCUACACCUACGAUGACAGCCCUGACGACUUCCAGUUGCGUGACUUCAUCCUCCCCGAGGAAGAUGUCAGGCUCAAGAUACCCCUGAUUCACCAGGCCCUGGAGCUGGCCCCACGCCCUGUGUCACUCUUCGCCAGUCCCUGGACGUCACCCACUUGGCUGAAGACCAACGGGGCAGUGAACGGGAAGGGGUCACUCAAGGGGCAGCCGGGAGAUCUCUACCACCAGACCUGGGCCAGAUACUUUGUUAAGUUCCUGGACGCUUACGCGGAGCACAGGUUACGGUUCUGGGCAGUGACGGCAGAGAACGAGCCUUCUGCAGGGCUGCUCAGUGGGUACCCCUUCCAGUGCCUGGGCUUCACCCCUGAACACCAGCGAGACUUCAUCGCCCGGGACCUGGGUCCUACCCUCGCCAACAGUACGCACCGCGACGUCCGCCUGCUCAUAUUGGACGACCAGCGCUUGCUGCUGCCUCGCUGGGCCCAGGUGGUGCUGGCGGACCCAGAGGCGGCUAAGUACGUUCAUGGCAUUGCUGUACAUUGGUACCUGGACUUUCUGGCUCCUGCAAAGGCCACCCUGGGGGAGACACACCGCCUGUUCCCCGACACCAUGCUCUUUGCCUCAGAGGCCUGCACGGGCUCCAAGUUCUGGGAGCAGAGUGUGCGACUGGGCUCCUGGGACCGAGGGAUGCAGUACAGCCACAGCAUCAUCACGAACCUUCUCUACCAUGUGGUCGGCUGGACAGACUGGAACCUCGCUCUGAACCCCGAAGGGGGACCCAACUGGGUGCGCAACUUUGUCGACAGCCCCAUCAUCGUAGACAUCACCAAAGACACGUUUUACAAACAGCCCAUGUUCUAUCACCUUGGCCACUUCAGCAAGUUCAUUCCGGAGGGCUCGCAGAGAGUGGGGCUGCUGGCCAGCGAGAAGAACGGCUUGGACACGGUGGCGCUGACGCGCCCCGACGGCUCUGCGGUCCUGGUCGUGCUGAACCGCUUCUCCCUUGCUUCCCCAGCUCCCCGAAGGACGUGCCCCUCACCAUCGAGGACCCUGCCGUGGGCUUCAUGGAGACGCUGUCCCCCGGCUACUCCAUUCACACAUACCUGUGGCGUCGCCAGUGAUGGGGCCGAUACCCAAGCAGCGCCUGGGCUCGGCAGGGGCAUUAAAGGGACAGAGCCGGCUCACACGCUGUCUGUGGCUACAGAGGGUAUACGAGGGCCAGGGCGAGCUUAGGUGACGUAAGCCCAGGGGCUGUGGUUUGCGUGACUCACUCUCCCCCUGGUGGGUGCCAGGGCCUGGAGGCCCCUAAAGGGAGCGCAGGGAAGCCCCGGCGGCCCCGCCCCCCGCCUGUGAGUGUGUGCUAUGUGCUGGCUCCCGUGGAAACUGGGCCCGGGCCCAGGGUGAGCUCACUGUCUGUAUGGACACAAGCUGGGGGCGGGGGAGGCCGAGGAAAGGGAGAUCAGAGAAGCUGGGCCCCAAACGGGGGUGU